This is a messenger RNA of Salarias fasciatus (jewelled blenny), 4509 nucleotides long. RefSeq names its product disheveled-associated activator of morphogenesis 1-like. The record is from RefSeq and is a predicted model, not a curated record. The coding region runs from base 586 to 3747 and encodes 1053 amino acids. Lineage: Eukaryota; Metazoa; Chordata; Actinopteri; Blenniiformes; Blenniidae. Gene Ontology annotation, biological process: actin cytoskeleton organization. The transcript has 26 exons. Gene Ontology annotation, cellular component: stress fiber. Gene Ontology annotation, molecular function: actin binding; small GTPase binding.
ACUGACACACUGUCCACUCUCAGUCAGGCUGAUCUCUUAGUUUCACUGUACCUUCCAGCCGGGUGCGCUGAGACACCGACUCUCAGGAGGACGGCGGGGAAAUAAGAGACUACAAGAAAAAACUGCACUGUAAUAUCUGAAGGAAGUGAGAGAGAAUUUUUUUUUUUGGAGUCUGAAGUUUUCUGUCAAACCUGCUGAACUGCCGCAGGUCCGAAUCAGUCACUUUUAUUUGACUUGUGGAAUAUGUUUACGCAGUUUCUACCCAGACGGCCUGCGAGUGGAUUUUGACUCCGACUCGGUUUGAACAACUAAAUCAAAAUUCAGUAGCUUUUUUUUUGGGGGGGGGUCAUCCUCCACUUUUUUUUUUUUUUUUUUUAAUCAGAACAGCAAACAGACAAUAUGUGAAGCUGAAAUCUAAAAGGAUCCAGAAGUAUCUUCACUGAGGAGCAGCUGACAAGAUGUUGGACUGGAGUCUGAUGAGCAGUGAAAACAGAGAGACUGAUGCUUCGUAUCCUGCUGGAGAACAACCUGCCACUGAGUUACACACAACCAGAAAGUAGUUGAGGUGCUCCCCGCGCUGCGGCCAUGGCCUCCCGCCUGAAGCAGCCUGAGGGCCGAGGCCUGUCCUCCAUAUUCUCCUGCUGCUUCAAGGAAAGUGAUCAACCGGAAAUCAGACACUUCCAGGAGAACGCCAACACCGUGGCGAUGAUGGAGCCCACCCUGCCCAUGCCCCCUGCUCAAGAGCUCAACGCCAUGUUCACUGAGCUGGUGGAUGAGCUGGACCUGUCCGAGGAGCACAGGGCUGCCAUGUUUGCUUUGCCAGCAGAGAAAAAAUGGCACAUCUACUGUAGUAAGAAAAUGGAGACAGAGCAACAAAUGGGGGCAAACAAGUGGCCGGAGUUUUAUAUUGACCAGCUCAGGACCAUGGCUGCUAGAAAGACGUUUCUAAUGGUGGAAAAUGAAGAUGAUCAGGGAAGACGUCAAGUAGUAGAAGGCCUGAAAACAGCCCUGAGGACGCAGCCAAUGAGGUUCGUCACACGGUUCAUCGACUUGGACGGCCUGUCGUGUAUCCUGAACUUCCUCAAGUCGAUGGACUACGAGACCGCCGAGUCUCCGAUCCACACCUCGCUGAUCGGCUGCAUCAAAGCUCUGAUGAACAACUCUCAGGGCCGCGCUCACGUCCUCGGACACAGCGAGAGCAUCAACAUCAUCGCGCAAAGCCUCGCCGCCGAAAACAUCAAAACUAAGAUUGCAGUUCUGGAGAUCCUUGGCGCUGUGUGUUUGGUGCCAGGAGCCCAUAAAAAAGUCCUGGAAGCCAUGCUGCACUAUCAGAAAUUUGCCUCGGAGAGAACCCGCUUUCAGAGCCUUCUGACAGACCUGGACAGAUCCACAGGUCGCUAUCGAGAUGAAGUCAGCCUGAAGACGGCCAUUAUGUCCUUUGUAAACGCCGUGCUCAGCCAGGGAGCAGGAGAGACCAGUCUGGAGUUCCGUACCCAUCUGCGCUAUGAGUUUCUGAUGUUGGGGAUUCAGCCUGUCAUUGACAAACUGCGAUCUCAUGAAAAUGCCACACUGGACAGGCAUCUGGACUAUUUUGAACUGCUGAGGAAUGAAGAUGAACUUCAGAUGUCCAAACGCUUUGAUUCUACCCACAUAGAAACGAAAAGUGCCAGCCAGAUGUUUGAGCUGAUCAAGAAGAAGCUGAACCACACUGAAGCUUAUCCUCACCUCCUGUCUGCGCUGCAGCACAUCCUCAUGAUGCCCUACAAGCAGAACAACGUAACUCUCCAGCACUGGGUGCUGCUGGACCGCAUCAUUCAGCAGCUGGUUCUGCAGACGGACAAAGGUGAAAACCCCGACGUCGCCCCGCUGGAGGACUUCAAUGUUAAGAAAAUAGUCUCCAAGCUGGUGAAGGAGAAUGAGACAAAACACUGGAAAGACGAAGCUGAAAAAAUCAGAAAAGAGCACCAGAACCUACAGCAGCGCUUUGAGAAGAAAGAAAGGGAGUGCGAAGUGAAGAAUAAAGAGAAAGAAGACAUGAUGGUGAUGCUGAACAAGAUCAAAGACAAGCUGGAACGAGAGAGCAACGAACUCAAGCAAGCCAAACUCCAAGUGGCAGAACUGCAGGCUCGGUUGCAGCAUCUCUCCUCUUCCUCCAGUGUUCCAGGAGGGCCUCCGGUCACCUCCGCUGGUCUGCCUCCUCCAGGUCCUGCUGGCUCAUCUAUCCCCGGUCCUCCGCCCCCGCCUCCCCCACCACCGCCGCCUCCUCCCCCAGGGGGCCCUCCCGCUUUUGGCAAUGGUCCAAUUCCACCUCCGCCGCCUCCUCCAGGAGCUCCCCUGGGAGCUGUCAAGCAGAAGAAUAUUCCCCGACCGGCCAAUCCAAUGAAGUCCUACAACUGGAGCAAACUGCCAGAGAACAAGAUAGAAGGAACCAUCUGGAAAGAGAUCGAUGAUCUCAAUGCCUUCAAAGUUUUAGACCUUGAGGAGUUCCAGAAGACUUUCUCAGCCUACCAGAAGCCACAUAAGGACAAUGAAGACGACCAUGCUAUGGCCAAGAAAGUGAGGGAGCUGUCAGUCAUCGAUGGCCGCAGAGCUCAGAACUGCAAUAUCCUGCUCUCAAGACUGAAGCUGACAAAUGACGAGAUCCGUCAGGCCAUUAUGACGAUGGACGAACAGGAAGACCUGCCAAAAGACAUGCUGGAGCAGCUUCUAAAAUUUGUUCCAGAGAAGAGUGAUGUCGAAUUGUUGGACGAACACAAGCAUGAGCUGGACCGUAUGGCCAAACCGGACCGCUUCCUGUAUGACAUGAGCAGAAUCAACCACUAUCAGCAGAGGCUGCAGUCCCUCCACUUCAAAAAGAAGUUUGCGGAAAGACUGGACGACGUCAAACCUAAACUCAAAGCUCUGUCUCUGGCCUCCAGAGAGGUGGUACGGAGUAGGACUCUCCGUCAGCUCCUGGAGGUGGUUCUGGCCUUUGGAAAUUACAUGAACAAAGGGCAGCGAGGAAACGCCUACGGAUUUAAAGUGGCCAGUCUCAACAAGAUAGCUGACACCAAGUCCAGCAUCGACAAAAACGUCACUCUGCUCCACUACCUGAUCACUGUGUUGGAGAAAAAGUACCCAAAAGUGGUAGCUUUCAGCGAAGAGUUACAGAGCGUGCCAGAAGCUGCAAAAGUCAAUAUGACAGAGUUGGAGAAAGAGAUUAACAAUCUGAGAUCUGGCCUGAAGAGUGUCGAGGCGGAGCUGAAGUACCAGCAGACUCAGACGGCUCAGCGUCCUGCUGAUAAAUUUGUUUCCGUAGUCAGUCAGUUUGUCACGAUGGCCUCCUUCAGCUUCUCCGAGGUGGAAGAGUCUCUCACAGAGGCCAGAGAACUGUUUCAAAAGGCACUCAGGCACUUUGGAGAAACCUCAUCCAAUCUGCAGCCCGACGAGUUUUUCGGGAUCUUCGACACAUUCCUCUCGGCCUUUGCGGAGGCCAAGCACGACAACGAGAACAUGGCCAGGCGUAAGGAGGAAGAGGAGAGACGGGCACUGCUGGAAGCACAGCUCAAGAGAGACAGAGAGCUGAAAGCCAAGAAAGCCAAGGCGAAUGGGGAGGAGGAGGGCGGCGAGUUUGAUGACCUGGUGUCUGCUCUCCGCUCUGGAGAGGUGUUCGACAAGGAUCUGUCCAAGAUGACUCGGAGGAAACAGCGGACGCACAACUCCUUCGAGACCAGCCGGGAGAGACCCGUGACAAAGUUAAACGAAUAGCGGGACCCGAGCGAGACUGAAAUACGAGAAUAUCUCAGGAAUACUGAGCAUGGAGAGAAUGGACUGCAUCCUGCACGUUAUGUGAUGUUGUUUUGUUUUGGGUUUUUUUUGUCCAUAUUAGAACUUUGAACAUUCAUUCAGCAGAAAGGAUCAACUAUGAAAAUGCUGAAGGAAUGAAACAUUCCAAUAAAACACACACACUUUUCACAGUGUAAAUUCUCUACUAGUUUCAGAACAUCAACAACAGUUUCUGUUUGAAAUGUGCUUGUGUGACGUGUGUGUGUAUUUCCAUGAAUGUAUUUGUCAUAAAAUAAGGUUUGGCUUGAAGCCGGAGAGAGUGACUGUGCUACUGACCAAAAACUGUGUUUAGAGGUUACAGAGUAUUGUUUAGCUUUAUGAGACUUCCUGUUACUUACACGGGUUCUGCCAGAUUGUUACCAGUAGCGAAGUCUGUGUAGACAUGUUUGUCAAAGAUGGGAUUGUUUAUUUAACUUUACCAGCUGCAUUACACAACAGCAGGACCUUCAUGCGUCCCUCUAAAAAGGGAAAAUAGUGUACAUUUAAAUGUAAGCUGUCUUUUCUUUAAUUCCUCUUGUAGCCGCUACCUCUCCCCAGAAAUGAGAUCCUGUUCUCGUCGGGACUUCCUUAAGGUGAAAAAUAGCAGGAACGUUUUCCAUCAAAAAAAAAUCUCCUCACAAACAUCGACGUGUAAAGAUUUGUCAGCCAGAUUACUUUCUGCACUAUUGCACCAUCCGUCCUCAG